Messenger RNA from Nothobranchius furzeri (turquoise killifish), 3343 nucleotides. RefSeq names its product gap junction alpha-3 protein. Gene Ontology annotation, cellular component: connexin complex. Lineage: Eukaryota; Metazoa; Chordata; Actinopteri; Cyprinodontiformes; Nothobranchiidae. The record is from RefSeq and is a predicted model, not a curated record. Gene Ontology annotation, biological process: cell-cell signaling. Gene Ontology annotation, molecular function: gap junction channel activity.
CUGUGUGUGUGUCUGUCUGUCUGGUGGUCAACGGAGUACCUUGAGGCGGGGGUCUGGAUCCAGAUUUCCGCCUGACUUGAAUAUUGGAGACGAAGGACCGAGUCACAGAGUCUGUUGGUGUGCAGCUGAGGUCGCAGCCCACAGGAGUCCACCUUUCUUAUCCAUUCAAGGACAUUUCUUUGUGCCCUGAGAUCGGCACGGCUUAGAGGCCUUUCUGUGGACAACACAGCCGCUUCAUGGACCCACGGCAUGAAGAGCUUCAACACAGGAGAUGUAUAAGUUGACAUUUCUUAAGAAAAUAUCCAACCUCACACAGCCAUGGGAGACUGGAACCUUCUGGGAAAGCUGCUGGAAAAAGCCCAGGAGCACUCCACCGUGGUGGGGAAGGUGUGGCUCACCGUUCUCUUCAUCUUUCGCAUCCUGAUCCUAAGCGCUGCCACAGAGAAGGUGUGGGGCGACGAGCAGUCGGGCUUUACCUGCGAUACCAAGCAGCCUGGUUGUGAGAACGUGUGCUACGACAUAACCUUCCCCAUCUCCCAUGUACGCUUCUGGGUGCUGCAGAUCAUCUUUGUGUCUACACCCACCUUAAUUUACCUGGGCCACAUUCUCCACCUAGUGCGGAUGGAGGAGAAGCAACAGGAGAAGGACAAAGAGAGGGAACUUCAUCCAGACAAGCAGACCUUGAAUGUGAAUGCUCCCCACAAAAAGGCUCUCAUUAGAGACGAUAAAGGACGGGUACGUCUGCAGGGAGAGCUGCUGCGCACAUAUGUCUUCAAUGUGAUAUUUAAGACGCUGUUUGAGGUGGGCUUCAUUGUAGCCCAGUACCUCCUGUAUGGUUUUGAGCUAAAACCCAUGUAUACAUGUGACAGACAACCAUGUCCCAACAUGGUGAACUGCUACAUCUCCCGCCCCACUGAAAAAACCAUCUUCAUCAUCUUCAUGCUUGGGGUGGCCAGCGUGUCGCUGUUUCUCAACCUCAUAGAGAUCUACCACCUGGGCUUCACCAAGUGCCGCCAGGGCAUGACAUUCAGGAGGCGUCAACAGGCCCUAGAGGGCAUUUCCAAAGAGCCCAGCGAAAUGGCGGUGCCCUUAGUGCCAAGCUUUGGUGACUACUACCCAAAGAGCCGCCAAGUCCAGCCUGUUAUAGCUGGGUACCCUCCUGUACCCAGCUACAACCUCUCAGCUCUGUCUGAGGGCACAGACUCCACCUUCCAUCCCUACCACAGCAAGGCCGCUUACAAACAGAAUAAAGACAACCUGGCUGUUGAAAGGAGCAGCAACAAGCCAGAGGAAUGCGACCUGAAAGGGAAGAAAGGAGCAGGAUCAGCCCCUGGGUCUCCCACACAUACCAGGCUCGUCCACGGUGCCAAGCACAGCAGCAGCAAGACUAGAAUAGACGAUCUGAAGAUAUAAGGUGGUUUGUGGUUCUUGGAAGGUUCUUAAAUUGCCGUGAAGGAAUUGAGUGUCAUCUGGAAGCUGACAUACACACCAAAGCUCUUGUGAAGGCGGCUCAGGUUUGACUCAUUCCAACUUGGGAGAGGAGAUGCAUGUCAGGAAAGUCUCCUGUGACAUAAACACGUUUCUGAUUCACUUUUAUACCCGGCUGUUCUGUUCUCCACCUGAAGAUUUUCUAUCUGGGAUCCUUUUUUAGUUUUCACUUUGCACCCCAAAGACCACAGGACAUUGUUACUAAACAUUUGUUGGUUCUUCUGAUACACGUACAGAGUUUGACACAGGCCUGGGGUCUCAUUUAUCAAACAUUGCGUAGAAUCCUUACUAAAACCGUACUUAAGGUCAGCAAAAAAAAUGUACUCACGCCAAGUAGGUUUGUGAUCUAUCAAACAUGGAGUACGCACAGCUGCACACAAUCUCCGCUUCAUAAAUCGGAGACUAACGAGAAUGUUUCUCAGCUGCAUUUUAGUCACAUCCCGCCCUCACCACGCCCACUUACUGCCAUAAAUAGUCAAUGCAAAGUGCCUUGUGGAUCUCAUGCAUAUACAUAAGCCGGCUGUUGUAGCGCUCCGCCAAUGACAUGGCGACCGUAGAUCAAGGCAGAUCAAGGAAGCGCUAUUUCACAGAAGCAGAAGUUGAGGUACCUGUGGGUGAGGUGGAGAAAUGAAAGGAAGUGCUUUUGCCAAAAAAAAUAAGAGAAAAUCCACGGAGUGGCACAGCGUUGCUGAAGCCGUCAAUGUUGUGAAUUCUUCAGAGAGAUCUGUAGCGGAUAUAAAAAAAUGGUCCAAUCAGGAUUUGAUCCCCAGAGUUCCGGGUGAAAGUCACACGCGCUAACCAGUCAGCCAAAUGGAGAUCUCCCUUGUACAAGUAGCCAGGACGCAUGAUCAAUCAGGUCACAGUGACAGGACACACACUGUCACAGACGCAUGACAUUCUGUCUCAAUCUGUUCCCCUGCUGAUAUUCGGCAUUCCGUAUUCUGCACUUCAGGCUGUGUGUGUGUGUGUGUGUGUUUGUGCGUGUGGGGGGUCUUGUUCUGUGUGAAAACAAAGCAGUACAAGUGAUAAUGCUGCAUGGUGGUGCAGUUGUUAGCACUGUUGCCUCGCAGCACGAAGGUUGCAGGUUCGAAACUCAGCUGUGGCCUUUCUGCGUGGAGUUGCGUGUUCUCCCCAUGCAUGCGUGGGCUUCCUCCGGGUACUCCAGUUUCCCCCACAGAUCACAACAUGCCCUAUAGGUUAUAAAUUGUAAGUCGCUUUGGAUAAAAGCGUCUGCCAAAAAUAUAAACAUAAACAUAAUGCUGCAGAAUUUCACAAUUUUAUCCUUCUCAGCAGCAGCACUGCAGGUGCUCUCGAUGUCCAAAAUGUGCGUAAGCCAGGUCCUUAGUCAACUUAAAGUUGCGCACAUUUUUCUGCUAAGUUCUUUCAUAAAUCCCAAAGUUUGCGUGGAAAGUUGCUUACGCAGUUUUCCAACCCCAUUUUGCGCGUAAGCAAGCUAUAAAUGAGGCCCCAGGACAGGUUUACAUCGAACUUAUCUUUUUUCUUUCUUUCUUUUGGAAUUUUUUUGAAAAUUCCUUAAAUCCCAGGUGGAGACAUGUUCAGAUGGGGUAACCAAUUCUAUUUACCUUCCUUUGAUUGUUUAGCGGCUAUCAGACAUAGUUCACCAGCUCUGACUUGAAGUGAAAAGUUGUGCAAUAAAAACAUCGUACACUGUAAGGACCGUUUCCAAAUCCAGACUUUCUGUUCUGUUUAGUUUAUUUUUAACAUAAUUCUGUUUGCUAUAAGUUCAUGAUUUGAAGCACAUGUUUAUCAUUUCUGUUUAUUUAUUUGUGUUUGUAAAGCACUUGGUGACAGCCAUGUUUGAUAAACUGCUUGAAAUAAACUUGUCUUAAAUUUG